Molecule: messenger RNA, 995 nt
Organism: Linum trigynum
Lineage: Eukaryota; Viridiplantae; Streptophyta; Magnoliopsida; Malpighiales; Linaceae
Source: the annotation of a GenBank genome assembly
CAUCAAAACCGAAUUUCUCCGAUCAAAUCCCGAUCAAAAUUCACAAAAAAGAAAAUGGCACAACAAACUCCCUCCACCAUAUGCAUCGCCGCCGUCCUCGCGAUUCUCUUCGCCGUCGCCGCCGACGCUCGUUUCCACCGCGACCUCCCCGUGACCGAACCCACCCCGACGAACGGCGACCGGUUCCCGGACGACGAUCCCAUCCUCCUCCUCCCGAGCGACGACCAGCUCGUCGCCGGCGAAUCAUCGGAAAAUUCGCCGGCGGCGAAGGAGGAGGAUGAGAAGAAGACGGCGGAGGAGGCUCCCGUGACGGUGGUCGGAUUCCGCCCAAUCAACCGCCACUUCGCCAUCCCUCCGGUCAGCCGCCGCCCUCACCUCCGCCGCGGGUGCCGCCACGGCCACACCAUCAGAGGGCUGAGGCCGUGGACCCCGCGGUACGGCAGGAUCCGGUACGGCAACGAAGACGUCCUGGCAGCCGCCGCCGCCGGCAAGGAUUUGAGCGGCGGCCGUCCUGUCGGCGAUUCGGCCGACCUACCGCUAAGAUGGGGGCAGCCGGGCUACAAGUACGAGAGGCCGGCGGUCAUCGAUCUCAGCGAUGAAGUUAUCGUCACCGGCGACGGAGAGCAUCUGCAGGAGAACCUUAUCCUGAACAAGAUUCGCAAGUUUCUGAAGCAAUUUUGAAGGUUGUUGUAUAUAUAUAAAUGGUAAUUUCCGCCUACACGGUAGAGAAUAAUUAAUCAGAUGAUGAAAAUGUGUAUCUAUGGGUAGUUGUAAAUGCAAUUACUAACUAUGUGGUCUUUUCCCCGCUGAAAUCUUGAUUCAGCUAUUUUAUUGUAAUUAAUUAUUAUAUUUGUAUAUUGAAAUAAAUUUUCAUUUUUAUUUUGAAUUAUAUGGAUUCUAAAUUGCUCCUCCGUUCUCCAAUGCCUUAGGGUGUGCAGUCCGACCGUACCAAACUCAUGAGGAGCAUGGUUCAAUAUUAAACGACGUUUUAGGAU